Pochonia chlamydosporia 170 is the source of this 2079-nucleotide messenger RNA. Its product is annotated as transposase-like protein. NCBI's taxonomy places the organism in Eukaryota, Fungi, Ascomycota, Sordariomycetes, Hypocreales, Clavicipitaceae. Gene Ontology annotation, molecular function: protein dimerization activity. The record is from RefSeq and is a predicted model, not a curated record. Bases 1 to 2079 code for a protein of 692 amino acids. The transcript has 4 exons.
AUGUCUUCUAUCGGCGAUCUCUCGGGGAGUGCUUCUGGCUGCAAUAGCCGUCCGGAUGAUUCUGACCUCAACUUAGCCACUUCUUUUUCAGCAGCUUCCUCAUCUUCAAAUCCUAGCGCCUCCCGCCACAAGACAUCCCCUAUCUGGCAACAUUGUCGACUAGAAGAGGGUAGAAAUAUACCGGCUGCCUGGGUCGAUUCCAACGGAAGGAGAUGGUGGCAUUGCCAACCCUGCUUCGACAGGAAGAAAAGAGACAAGAAGUACAACUGCUCUGGUGGAUCGUCCACUAUCAUCGAUCAUCUGCGUAAACAGCAUGGAAUUGUGCUCUCUAAGAGGCAAGACAUCCACCGGGAAGCGACAGAAAGCCGCCUUGGAGACAUUAGUUCCUUCUUGAGCAAAGAAACCCUGACCUCUACCAAGAGACGCAAGGUGACAGCAGAGGAGGAUACGCUUGACCAAGCCACUCUGCGCGAACUAUACUGCCGCUACACGGUAGCUUGCAGUCUGCCUUUUGCUCAGGUCGAACAUCCGGCCUUUCGUGACUUGAUCCGCUAUCUUCGUCCGGCUGCCGAUGAUCUCCUUCCAAGGUCAGGCGAUACAGUUAAGACCGACUUACAAUGGGGCUAUGACAACAAGAAGGAUAUUCCUGACAAUUGGACUUCGCCGAAUGGUUUGGGGGUCAUUGGUUUCACAGUUCAAUUCGUAACGGAAGAUCACGGUUUACAAUCGCUUGUGGUGAGGAUUAAGGAGCUGGAAGGAGAACACAGCGGAGAACACAUGGCCGAAGCCAUCAUGGAGUUCAUACGAGAAUACGGUAUCGCCACAAAAGUUGGAUACUUCAUGAUGGACAAUGUUAGCAACAUGAACACCAUGAUUGACAAGGUCUCUGACGAACUGGAGCGAGAGUUUGAUGUUUUCUACGACACUCUUCCCCAUCGGCUUCGCUGUACCGGCCACAUCAUGAACCUGGCCGUGAUGGAAUUUCUCAUAGGAAAACGGCCGCGGACGACAGGCUCCUAUGGUGGGCCAUCCGAAGAGGAGAUUGAGGAAUGGAGAAAGCGAGGGGCGAUAGGAAAGCUUCAUAAUAUCGUGGUCUAUGUCACUUGGACCACCAGAGGCUUCAAACGUUUACUGUUCUCACCGAUGGCCUCAGGCUACGGCGUGACAAUGACACUCGUUGGAAUUCAUGAGCCUGCUCUACAAGAGGAUACCCUGACUCCGUCUGAUUGGGUAACUUUGGCCGAGAUUCACAAGUUUCUGGAACCAUUCCACGACGCGACAAUGGCCAACGAGGGCGUUCAAAAUUCCAUCGCCGACGUUCUCCCCACCAUGGAUUAUCUCCUACACCACAUCGAGGCCGCCAGGGAGGCCACCACCAUCCCCCACUUGGCUACAAUGAUGGAGACUGCUUGGGCCAAACUGGCCGACUACUACGAAUUGACAGAAGACUCUCCAGUCUAUUCAGCAGCCACAGUCUUAAACCCUUCUUUCAAGUGGGCAUACAUGGAGAAGACUUGGGAAGACAAGACGGAAUGGAUUGAGAGAGCUAAAUCUCGGGUAGGGCAGCUGUGGAGGGAAUCGUACAAAUCAACUUCUUCCUUGCCGGUUCUUCGACGAGGCUCAGCAGAGGAGCCAACUACGAGGCGACUAAAUGGGUACAAAAUGUGGAUGAAUGAGCAGAAGGCGACGAUUUUCAACACGGACGAUGACGAGUACGAAGUGUACUGUCGUGAGCCUGUUGUGAUGACGCCGGACCCGCUGAAAUGGUGGCUGGAGGUGGCCCAGCGAAGACGAUUCCCUAGCUUGUCAUUGAUGGCCAUCGACAUUCUUUCUAUCGCAGCUAUGUCUUCUGGGACAGAGCGACUCUUUUCUAAAUUAAAACUUACGGUAACCGAUCAGCGAGGAGCUAUAGACGCUGAAACUUUAAAUAUCGUGGAAUGCCUACGUUCCUGGGACAGCAGCGCCUUGAUAGUCCCAUCAGAUUGUCGCUAUGUCGAUGCGGCUUCCGGGUUUAAUCACUCUGAUGCAUUGGGACGCGAGGAGAGCGGUGGGGGAUUAGACACAGUGGAGAUAGCCUAG